Messenger RNA from Nycticebus coucang (slow loris), 765 nucleotides. RefSeq names its product ADP-ribosylation factor-like protein 3. The transcript has a single exon. Gene Ontology annotation, biological process: cilium assembly. Gene Ontology annotation, molecular function: GTP binding; GTPase activity. Gene Ontology annotation, cellular component: cytoplasm; microtubule cytoskeleton. Lineage: Eukaryota; Metazoa; Chordata; Mammalia; Primates; Lorisidae. The record is from RefSeq and is a predicted model, not a curated record. The coding region runs from base 1 to 555 and encodes 184 amino acids.
AUGAAUAAAGAAGUCUUAAAGGGCUUACUUUCAAUUUUGUGCAAAUUGAAAAGUGCACCAGACCAGGAGGUGAGAAUCCUUCUUCUGGGCUUGGAUAAUGCUGGCAAGACUACUCUUCUGAAGCAGCUGGCAUCUGAAGACAUCAGCCACAUUAUACCUACACAGGGUUUUAACAUCAAAAGUGUACAAUCACAAGGUUUUAAACUGAAUGUGUGGGACAUUGGCGGACAGAGGAAAAUCAGACCAUACUGGAGGAAUUAUUUUGAAAAUACCAAUAUUCUUAUAUGUGUAAUUGACAGUGUGGACAGAAAAAGAUUUGAAGAGACAGGUCAGGAACUAGAUGAAUUACUGGAGGAAGAAAAGCUAAGUUGCGUGUCUGUGCUCAUCUUUGCUAAUAAGCAGGAUUUGCUCACGGCAGCCCCUGCCUCUGAAAUUGCAGAAGGACUAAACCUGCAUACCAUCCGUGACCGGAUUUGGCAGAUCCAGUCUUGCUCAGCUCUCACAGGAGAGGGCGUUCAGGAUGGCAUGAACUGGGUCAAUGCAAAGAAGAAGUAAAAUCUAGACAAAUGGAGAUGCAGGAGCUGUGGGAGCCAAAUUGGGUCCUGAAAAACACUAAUUUGCUGCUUUCUGACCAAAUGUUUUUCCAUCUGUGUAUAGCUACAGCUGUUUGAAGAGAGGGAACAACACAGUUUACAAAGAAUCCCCAUUCCAGCAGUAGAUUUAACUGAUCUCUGAGGUUCAGUAUCAUUUUUCAAAUAAAGGAAU